Molecule: messenger RNA, 2596 nt
Organism: Sesamum indicum (sesame)
Lineage: Eukaryota; Viridiplantae; Streptophyta; Magnoliopsida; Lamiales; Pedaliaceae
Gene: LYK3
Product: protein kinase family protein / peptidoglycan-binding LysM domain-containing protein
Biological process (GO): protein phosphorylation; innate immune response
Molecular function (GO): transmembrane receptor protein kinase activity; ATP binding
Source: RefSeq, a predicted model, not a curated record
AACAAAGCAAGAUACUUGUGCCUCUCUCUCUCUCUCUCUCCUGCCCUGUAAUGGCAGUCGCUUUCUCUCCUUUUCUUUUUUUUUUUCACUGUCUCAUAGCAGUUAUCAGUCAGUAAUCACUCUGUCCCCUAUUUUCAGCAAAAAAGAAACAACCCCAGAACAGGAAAUGCUCUGUUCUCAGUCCAUUCUUCCUUCCCUCUCCCCCCCCCCCCCCAUCAAACAAUUGAUUAGAAUUAGAUGCCCUUUUCUUUGAGCUUUGCUUCUUGGCAUAUUUGACUGGAAAAGUCCAGCAAAGAUUCAUUUUUGUUCAAUAUCCCAUCAAAAGAUCCGAUUUUUUUUUUUUCUUUUCUUGUUUGAUAUUCAUCUGGAUUGAAUCUUUUUCUUAGUGAAUUUCACCUAAGAGUCAUUGUUUUUCUCUUGCUACAAUGGGUUCUGAAAGUGCGUCAAUCUUGAUAGUUCUUUCUCUGCAGCUCCUGUUCCAAGCUUUGGUUCUGUACUCUCCAGCAGCAGAAGCGUAUGUUGCUCCACUCAAUUGUACAGAUACGACUCGCUUGUGCUCCUCUUUUCUUGCCUUCAAACCCUCUCCAGAGCAGACCCUUCCGGUGAUCCAGAGCAUGUUUGAUGUAUUGCAAGAAGAUGUAACUGUUGAGGGCAAUGGCAGGGACUAUGUUUUCAUCAGAAAGAACUGUUCUUGUGCUUCAGGAUUGCGCAAGUACUUGACUAAUACAACUUUUACUGUGAGAGAAAAUAAUGGGUCUGUUUACGAUCUGGUGAUUGAUUCAUAUGAUGGGUUGGCUUAUUUUCCUUCAAACUUUACAAGGGCAGCCAAGAAAGGUGCUGUGGUGUCACUGAGGCUCAUGUGUGGCUGCUCAAGUGGGCUGUGGAAUUAUCUGAUGAGUUAUGUGAUGCAAGAUGGAGACAGUGUUGAGUCUUUAGCGAGCAGGUUUGGGGUGAGCAUGGAUAGUAUUGAGACUGUGAAUGGGAUUGCUAAUCCUGAUAAUUUCACUGUUGGGGAACUUUACUAUAUACCUCUGAAUUCUGUUCCUGGUGAGCCUUAUCCUGUAAAGAAUGAUACAGUUCCAGCUCCGGCCCCAGCUCCGUCAGCUGAAAACUUUGUAGAAGAUCAGAUGAAUCACAAGACUCACGUUCCUUAUUGGUGGAUCAUUGGAAGUCUAGCUGCUGGUUUGGCUCUUAUUCUUGUGGUGGUACUUCUUUUUGUUUGUCUCAAAGGAUCCCAAGGAAGUCAAGCUAAAGAUUCUGAUGGAAAGAUUUCACAUAAAUUUCACAUUCUCCGAAACACAAGUUUCUGCUGUGCUUCAAGGCGGUCCAUAUGUUGCAAAUCUGGGGAUUGGGAUCACCCUCAUGGUGAAUCUAGUAACCGCCAGAUGAACAUUCCUACAGUUAUAGGGACUGAUGUCUUUGACGUGGAGAAACCUGUAGUCUUCACAUACGAGGAAAUUCUAUCUUCAACUGAUGGGUUCUCUGAUUCUAAUCUUUUGGGGCAUGGAACAUACGGCUCAGUGUAUUAUGGCCUGCUCCGAGACCAGGAAGUUGCCAUUAAGAAGAUGACUGCUACGAAAACUAAAGAAUUUAUGGCAGAGAUGAAAGUUCUCUGCAAAGUUCAUCAUACAAAUUUGGUAGAAUUGAUUGGUUAUGCAGCCAGCGGUGAUGAACUGUUUCUCAUAUAUGAAUAUGCUCAAAAGGGUUCACUCAGAAAUCACUUGCAUGAUCCACAGAGCAAAGGUCAUACAUCACUAUCCUGGAUCAUGAGGGUUCAAAUAGCACUUGAUACUGCUAGAGGCCUGGAAUAUAUCCACGAGCACACAAAACCUCAUUAUGUCCAUCGAGAUAUCAAAACAAGUAAUAUUCUACUAGAUGGCGGCUUCAGAGCGAAGAUAUCAGACUUUGGUAUGGCAAAACUUGUCAUGGCAACCAAUGAUGGGGAAGAGUCAGUCACCAGAGUUGUCGGAACAUAUGGUUAUCUAGCUCCUGAAUACUUGAGGGAUGGCUUGGCCACGAAUAAAAGUGAUGUUUAUGCAUUUGGGGUGGUACUAUUUGAGAUGGUCUCUGGAAAGGAGGCCAUGACAAGAAGUGCUGAAAGGAGGUCAUUAGUGUCGAUUAUGGUGGCAGCUCUGAGGAAUUCACCUGACUCCAUGACUGUGUCAAGUUUGAAAGAUCACAUUGAUCCUAAUUUGAUGGAUUUGUAUCCUCAUGACUGUCUUUUCAAGAUGGCUAUGUUGGCAAAGCAAUGUGUGGACGACGAUCCCAUUUUGAGACCGGACAUGAAGCAAGUAGUGAUAUCACUUUCGCAGAUCCUAUUGUCCUCAGUUGAGUGGGAAGCAACUCUUGCUGGUAACAGCCAAGUAUUCAGCGGACUCGUUCAAGGAAGAUAGGAAACUUUCUCUGUCCAACGGUGAAUCUAAUACUGCUGAAAACUUAGUGUAUUUACAUUUUUCUGAAGGUUCUUUCUCUGUUUACUAUGUGUAAUAUGUGUGUAUAUAAUUUCUUUCUUCCGGCUCAUUUUAUCAAACUCGAUCUAGACAAAAAUUUUGAUGAACUAUGAGUAUUUAAGAUGUGAACCUGCAUCAAAUUGUUA